Messenger RNA from Mercurialis annua (annual mercury), 4595 nucleotides. Its product is annotated as leucine--tRNA ligase, cytoplasmic-like. The record is from RefSeq and is a predicted model, not a curated record. Gene Ontology annotation, biological process: leucyl-tRNA aminoacylation. The transcript has 2 exons. The coding region runs from base 1 to 3507 and encodes 1168 amino acids. Gene Ontology annotation, molecular function: aminoacyl-tRNA deacylase activity; ATP binding; leucine-tRNA ligase activity. NCBI's taxonomy places the organism in Eukaryota, Viridiplantae, Streptophyta, Magnoliopsida, Malpighiales, Euphorbiaceae.
AUGUGCUGGUGUAAAAAUAUACAUGAAGUGAUAUGGGAUGUCUUUUCAUUUUGGAAUUGGUGUCUUUUUGCACAUUCUGCCAUUUUAUUAGCUAUUGCGAUUCAUUUGCCUCGGACUUCAAAUAUUUUUGGUUUCUUUCAUAUGGGGUCAAAUGUAUUAGCUUUCAUAAUUUUUUUUCAGGCUGUUUUUUAUCUGUCAACUUUUACGUCCUAUCAUACUGCCUUCCAGGAGGAUACACAAAGCUUCGCCAGGAGAGACCGUCUCUUGGAGAUUGAGCGAAAGGCUCGAGCCUGGUGGGAGGAAAAAGAUGUUUUCAGGUCUGAAUCUGGUAAUAGCCCUCCUGAACCAGAUGAGAAGUUUUUUGGAAACUUUCCUUUUCCAUAUAUGAAUGGAUUUUUGCAUCUCGGACAUGAAUUCUCGUUAUCCAAGCUUGAGUUUGCCGCUGCCUAUCAUAGAUUGAGAGGUGCUAAUGUUCUCUUGCCAUUUGCUUUCCACUGCACUGGCAUGCCCAUCAAGGCUUCAGCGGAUAAGCUUCGUAGGGAGAUUGAGCUGUUUGGUAAUCCACCUGUAUUUCCCAAUGAAGUGGAUGAUCGGGUGGAAUUAGAAACAGAUACGGGUUAUGCCCGUGAAAAUUUUCCAUUAGAUAAGUUUAAGGGCAAAAAGUCCAAGGCUGCAUCAAAAUCAGGAGGACAAGUGUACCAGUGGGAAAUCAUGCGCAGUUUUGGGCUCUCGGAUAUUGACAUAUCAAAGUUCAAGGAUCCUAAUGAAUGGUUGACAUAUUUUCCGCCUCUAGCUAUGGAAGAUCUUAAGGCUUUUGGUUUGGGUUGUGACUGGAGGCGUUCAUUUGUGACAACGCCUAAAAACCCUUACUUUGAUUCUUUUGUGCAGUGGCAGAUGAGAAAAUUGAAAGCCAUGGGGAAGAUUGUAAAAGAUGUGCGCUACACAAUAUUCUCUCCCUCAGAUGGCCAGCCAUGUGCAGAUCAUGACAGGGCAAGCGGUGAAGGAAAGCAGCCCCAAGAAUACACUAUCAUCAAAAUAGAAGUGCUGCCACCUUUCCCUCCUAAAUUGGGCCCUUUAGAAGGGAAAAAUGUGUUUCUAGCUGCUGCUACACUGAGACCUGAAACAAUGUACGGGCAAACAAAUGUAUGGGUAUUGCCUGAUGGUGAAUAUGGAGCUUUUGAGAUUAAUGAAACAGAUGUGUUCAUUCUUACAGAGAGAGCAGCUCUAAACCUAGCCUAUCAGAACUUCUCAAGGUACCCUCAGAAACCUAGCAGCUUGGUUGAGCUAACUGGUUAUGAUCUCAUUGGUUUACGCUUGAAGUCUCCACUUUCUUUCAACGAGGUCAUAUAUGCUCUUCCCAUGUUAACUAUUCUGACAGACAAAGGAACUGGGAUUGUGACUAGUGUACCUAGUGAUGCUCCUGAUGAUUAUAUGGCAUUGCAUGAUUUGAAAGCAAAACCUGCUCUGAGAGCUAAGUAUAAUUUGAAAGAUGAAUGGGUGUUGCCAUUUGAGAUCGUGCCAAUCAUCAAUAUUCCAGAAUUUGGAGAUAAGGCUGCUGAAAAAGUUUGUCUGGAUCUCAAAAUUAGGAGCCCAAAUGAAAAAGAAAAACUUGCAGAAGCCAAGAGGCUGACCUAUUUGAGAGGAUUCACAGAUGGAAUAAUGCUGGUUGGAGAACUAACAGGCAGAAAAGUCCAGGAAGCAAAGCCAUUAAUUAGGGCUAAGCUCGUUGCGACAGGCGAGGCAAUUAUAUACAGUGAGCCUGAAGAGCGAGUUGUGUCGAGGUCCGGUGAUGUUUGUGUUGUUGCUCUCACUGAUCAAUGGUACAUUACUUAUGGAGAAGAAGAAUGGAGAAAACUGGCUAAGGACUGCCUGUCCAAUAUGAAACCCUACUCUGAUGAGCAUCGAAAUAACUUUGAGCAUACUUUAAGCUGGUUGAAUCAGUGGGCUUGUUCACGAUCUUUUGGGCUCGGUACUCGCAUUCCCUGGGAUAAAGAUUUUCUUGUUGAAUCCUUGUCUGACUCCACCAUUUACAUGGCUUAUUACACUGUUGCUCACCUUCUUCAUAACGACGACAUGUAUGGCUCAAGCAAGGCCAAUUCUGUUCAGCCUGCAGAAAUGACAGAUGAAGUCUGGGAUUUUAUCAUCUGUAAGGGUCCAUACCCCAAGUCAUCUAAUAUACCUUCAAGUUUACUUGAGAAAAUGAAGCAGGAGUUUGAAUAUUGGUACCCAUUUGAUCUUCGAGUUUCCGGUAAGGACCUUAUCCAGAAUCACUUGACUUUCUGUAUUUACAACCAUACAGCCAUCAUGGCUAAGCACCACUGGCCUCGUGGAUUCAGGUGCAAUGGGCAUCUACUGCUUAAUUCGAAAAAGAUGAGCAAGUCUACUGGAAAUUUCAUGACACUGCGCCAGGCGAUUGAGGAAUUUUCUGCUGAUGCAACACGGUAUUCUCUCGCUGAUGCCGGGGAUGGUGUUGAUGAUGCAAAUUUUGUGUCUGGAACUGCAAAUUCUGCAAUCUUUCGUCUCACUAGAGAACUUUCCUUCAUGGAAGAGGACUUGGCUGUUGACUCAUAUCUCAGAGUGGGUCCCCCAUCUACUUAUGCUGAUCGAGUGUUUGAAAACGACAUAAAUUUGGCUGUCAAAUUGACCGAGCAAAAUUACCAGAAAUGCAUGUUUAGAGAAGCUCUACUAACUGGGUUUCAAUAUUUGCAAGCUGCAAGGCUUGAUUACAAGUCUUCAUGUGGCUCUGGGCGUAUGAACCGCAAUUUAGUGUGGCGUUAUAUGGAUGUGCAGAUUCGCCUUAUUGCUCCAAUAUGUCCACACUAUGCAGAAUAUAUGUGGAGGGAAAUUUUGAGGAAGGACGGGUUUGUGGUGAAUGCAGGUUGGCCAGUUGCUGCUGAUCCCGACCUAACUCUGAAGGCUGCAAAUAAUUAUUUGCAUGACUUAAUUGAUAAUAUGAGGAAGACACUUCAUGAACAGCUCUCAGGCUCUAAAAAACCCAAUAAGGGAGCUCCAGUUUCAACAUUAACUGCAGGCAACGUAAUAGUUCUUAUAUUUGUGAAUGAGCAAUAUGAUGGAUGGAAAGCAGAAUGUUUGAGGAUACUUCAAAGCAAAUUUGACAGUAAGAAUUGUAGUUUUAAGCCAGAUGCAGAUGCGGACAUAGAAAAACAAUUAAUGAAUAGUUCAGUUGGUCAGGAGAGAGAUUAUAGGCAAACAGUCGUGCCUUUUUUGAAAUUUAAUAAGAACAAGGCUAUUAAGUUGGGGGCUCAGUCCUUGGAUUUGAAGUUACCAUUUGGAGAAACUGAGGUCCUUAAGGAGAAUAUUGAUUUGAUCAAGAGAAAACUUGGGGAGAAUAAUGAUUUGAUCAAGAGAAAACUUGAGAUUGGGGAGAUUGAAAUUUUGUGUGCAACCAAUACUGAAGAUGUCUCUAAAGCUGGUCCUCAGGUCUCAGUGCUGAACAAAAAAUUCCCCUCUCCUGGAGAGCCAACGGUCAUCUACUUGACCAGGUGAGGUGACAUCCACACCUCUAGAGACACCUUAUAUUACACUUAAAUGUUCAUUUCUUUCUUACAUUAUGCUUUAAAGCUGUUUUGAAUUAUUGGCUUCUCAUCUCUGUGUUUUUACAAUAACAGGCAGGACACUGUCUGAUAGUUGUGUCUUAUGGGUUGCUUUGGGGAGAGAAAGAGAGACAAACCAAAGCUUCUUUUGCAGAAUUGGCGUCCGCUUCAUGACAUUGGCAUGUUCUAUUAGCAAUGACAGCAUGUUGAUUUAGAGCGGAUAUUUGAAGCUAGUUAAGAUUUUGAAUUUUCUUUAAUGUGAUGAUUUAGGCUGGUUAAGAUUUUGAUCUAACUUUAGGAUGGAAUAGUAAUUAUUCUUGUCAUAAGCUUCUGAUAUAUUAAGCAUGUUAUUAAAGUAUAGUAUUUUCAUUCUGUUGGCUAAUGGUAGUGAAAGAAAACAGUAAGGACCAUUUUCUCUUGUGUUUUCUCUUUUCUUCGAUUUUGGUAUUUUUGCAUUUCAUUGCAACAUAGAAUUAAUUUUUUAGAUAUAUGAGUCAUUUGUAAGAACUAUGCCUUUUAACUGUCUCAUUGUUUAUGUGCUCACAACGGGUGACUUCAUACAGCUUCUUUUCAUUCACUAGUGCACUCCUCUUCAGGUUCUCUCUUUCCCCGUCUAUUAUUUUCAUGUUCUUUUGAUUUACAAUAUGUUGGAGAUGAUGUGCGGCCGUAUUUCUCAGUCGCUUUGUGGAGAAAGCAACUGUCAUUUAAUGAUUCUUCUUCACUUACUUAGGGUUUUGAUUCAUGCUUGUACUGAAUUUAUUUAUAAUGCUACUGCUAAACUAAGUAAAGUUUUUAUCAAUUUUGUUUGAGAUUGAAUAAAAUCGCAAAAAAUAAGUUUGAGCUGAAGUUUAUUAGUUAUCGAUUCAUAGUAACAGUCGGGCUGAAUUUUGUUUGUUUUCUUGAUUUAUGAUAUUCUAGAAGCUAGAUUAUUAAAAUGCAAGGUUUGAUUACCGAUUCAAAGAUGGAUUUUAGCAUUUCAGUUUCUUAUUUGUUGUAGAAUCAGUUAUCAGUUUUGUAAGUCUUAAGUUCUUGAGAUUGAAU